Messenger RNA from Cylicocyclus nassatus, 642 nucleotides. The record is from the annotation of a GenBank genome assembly. Lineage: Eukaryota; Metazoa; Nematoda; Chromadorea; Rhabditida; Strongylidae.
AUGCCUUUAACAUCUCGCGACCAAAUGACAAUCGAAAAAAGCCCAGCUUACUUCCAUAGCAGGACAGCUGCUGUACGAAUACGUGCCCUCAACCCUGCAAUGAAAAUUAUCAUAGUAGUCCGAGAUCCCGUUAUGAGGGCAAUAUCAGAUUAUACGCAAGCUUCAUCGAAGCGAAGAGCGCCAGCAAUGAUGCCAUCUUUUGAGGAGAUGGCCAUUGGCGAUUGUGCACCAUGGCUAAUAACAAAUUGCUCCAUGAAAGUUGGUGGCGUCAACGUUGGAUGGGGUGCAAUACGGAUAGGACUCUAUCACAAACACAUGAAAAGAUGGUUAGAUAACUUUCCUAUGGACCAAAUCCAUAUCGUCGAUGGAGAGCGACUAGUCGCACAACCUGCUCUAGAGGUCAGCCAAACCGAACGGUUUCUUGGACUUGAGCCAGUCGCAAAACCAGAAUAUUUCGGAGUUGACCCAAUCAAGAAAUUUCCGUGCGUUCGCCGAUCCGAUGGCAGUCUGCACUGCUUGGGCAAAACGAAAGGCAGGAAACAUCCAGCUAUUCAAUCUGAAGUCCUCCGGAGGCUGAAGCGAUUUUACGAAAGUGAGAAUAAAAAAUUCUUCCGACAGAUCAAUCGAUCGUUUGCAUGGUAG